Molecule: messenger RNA, 1524 nt
Organism: Microplitis mediator
Lineage: Eukaryota; Metazoa; Arthropoda; Insecta; Hymenoptera; Braconidae
Exons: 5
Coding region: 151-1146 (331 amino acids)
Molecular function (GO): 8-oxo-dGDP phosphatase activity
Source: RefSeq, a predicted model, not a curated record
UAUAAUACGCCAGCAUUCGUCAGAUAUGUCUAUACAUACGAUACAUACGUAGGUGUGAUUAUCGUGGAUUGCCAAAAAAUGGUAUUAUAUUAUACAGGGACAUAAAUUUACGGAGAUUGACGGGCAAGAACCGAGACGUGACGACAAACUAUGACGAGCAUCAUGGCCGAUAUUGAUACUGAACCAAUGUCACGGCUGCUUAAAAUUGCCAACAAGUUUAACUGCUUUUAUUUAUCAGGCUUUCGUGCUGGUGAAUGCAGAGCAUUCAUUGUCGAUGGUCAACAAGUGGGUCUUGUCAGACCUGAUGUAAUGAAAGAACUCUUAAAUUACCCUCAAGUAUUUCAAGUUCAACCUGAUUGUGUACAACUUAAUCCUGCGUUCAGAGGAUAUGCAGAGAGAAGUGCAAGAGUAAAUGAAGUAUUACAAGAAUGGAGAGCUGGUGAAAAAUUUAUUACUUUAAGAGGCUGGAGAGAAGAAUAUUAUGAUGUUCGAGCUCAAUUCAAUACUCCUCCUCUCUUCAAGAUGGAUCGCUCUGCGACUUGUUUAUUUGGAAUUCGAAAAUAUGGUGUAGAUAUCAAUGGAUAUGUGAUGGAUCCCGUAAAAGGUCUGUCUAUUUGGCUACAAAAACGUAGCCCUAGUAAACAAACAUGGCCCGGUUAUUGGGACAAUAUGAUUAGUGGUGGACUAAGCGUUGGUUUUGGGAUUAAUGAGACUGCAAUAAAAGAAGCAGGUGAAGAGGGAAGUAUUCCAUCAAAUUUAUUGACGAAACUUAAAAGCGCUGGUUGUGUUUCACUUUUUUUCGAAAGCGAAAGAGGGUUAUUUCCAAAUACAGAAUUCGUUUAUGAUCUCGAAUUACCAGUAGAUUUUGUACCAAGUAACAGUGAUGGUGAAGUUGAAACAUUUGAAUUAUUACCGGUUAAUGAAUGCUUAGAGAGGAUACUUUCACCUCAUUUUAAAACAACUUCCAUUCCUGUCGCCCUUGAUUUUUUAAUUAGACACGGAUAUAUAACGCCGGAAAAUGAGCCAAAUUUUAUAAAAAUUGUGGAAUUACUUCAUGUACCCCUUCAAACUAUGUAUAGCUUUGUACAGCAACAAACAAAGUACAAGAUAGCAACCAACGGCGAGUCAAAUGAAAUUUUACAAUGAGUUUUGGCUUAUAAAUUAAACAAUUAGCCAUUGAUUUCAUAUAUUAACACGCUAUUAACUGUAUGAAAAUAAGCUGCUCUUUUCUUUAAUCCAUGUGCAACAUUUAAUCAGCACGAACAAAAAGUGAAAUUUAUAUAAAUAAUUUAAUUUUUUAUUUUUAUUGCGUUACCGAUUUACAUGAAUUAUUCGAUUUAAUAUUUAUUCAUUGUCUUCUAAGUUACAAACAAAAUUAUUUGUUACUUCUUUUUAAACGUCAACUUAUUUCUUUCAUUUCGUUUUUAAGAUUAAAUUAUUUUUUAAUUUUUCAUCUGUAAUACGAUACACUGUAAUUGUAAUUAUUUUAUUAAUUAAAUGAGAAUAAAUUUUUUCAAAUAGAAA